UUUGGAGCUAGGAAUUGCUUAUCGAUAAAGAAUUGAGCUAUGACAUUAUUAUUAUUAUCUUACAUUAGUAUCUGCCCGUUGCUGAACUCGGCUGAGCCGAGUCGGCUCUCUAUUUAUCAAUAGCAACAUCUAACAUCCACCAUCUUUCUUGCUGCACGUCUUCAGCUUCUCACCACAGAAUCGAGCAAAUACUGUCAAGAUGGCGCCUGCACAACCAGAGCUCAAGAAGUACCUCGACAAGAGACUAUUCGUUCAGCUAAACGGAAGCCGUAAGGUUCUAGGCAUUCUUCGCGGUUACGAUGUCUUCUUGAACAUUGUUCUCGACGAUGCCGUGGAAGAGAAAGACGGAGGCGAAAAGGUCAAGCUAGGGAUGGUGGUCAUCCGGGGCAAUUCUGUGGUCAUGCUAGAAGCACUGGAGAGAAUCGGUGGAGAUCGUGACAAAUAAGGCAACAAGGAGACUGACAAUCUGCACAUUGGUCAAGUCGGGGAUGAUAACAACAGCACUCGUGACGAGAGAGUAACGGUCCACUUUUCCUCUCCUCUUCAUCUCACAAUAAAAUACCAAUUGAUAACAACACUGAAGCACUGUCUCUUUAACG
Messenger RNA from Daldinia caldariorum, 599 nucleotides. RefSeq names its product LSM domain-containing protein. Lineage: Eukaryota; Fungi; Ascomycota; Sordariomycetes; Xylariales; Hypoxylaceae. Gene Ontology annotation, molecular function: RNA binding. The record is from RefSeq and is a predicted model, not a curated record. Bases 200 to 445 code for a protein of 81 amino acids. The transcript is spliced from 4 exons. Gene Ontology annotation, cellular component: U1 snRNP; U12-type spliceosomal complex; spliceosomal tri-snRNP complex. Gene Ontology annotation, biological process: spliceosomal snRNP assembly; mRNA splicing, via spliceosome.